AUGGUAACGCAGCUGUUCGGAGAGAUCGCUGCCUUUGUAUUCACGGGGAUAUACUAUCGGUGGUCGAGUGAUCGUCCGGCACUGAACAAAAUACUGGCGUGGGCACUUUUAGGGUAUGUAGCCAUCACGGCGUAUGUGGUGCUGGGCAUUGCAGGGGUCACGAAUCAAACCGACGACGAGACAGGCAAAGCAUUAGGGUAUGCCGGUAUUGUGAUCAAUCUUUGGAUGUACGGGUCACCACUGGGCACGGUUCGGCACGUAGUCAAGACCCGGUCGGCUGCUUCGUUACCGAUCAACUUGAGCGUCAUGAUGUUCUUCACCACCGUCUUGUGGGUCGCCAUCUCCAUCGUGGAUGGCGACAUGCUCAUCAUGUCGUUGAAUAUUGCGGGUGUCGUGCUGAGUAUCAUCCAAAUCUCGCUCUAUAUUCGUUUCCGACCAGAGCAGCCUGCGAUAGCUCAAGAGGAAGGGUUCGAGUUCGUCGACAAGCAGAUUUCCAUUGUGAUCUCCCCGAAGGAAGGCAUACUGCAAACGGCUAAGAACCCGGUCUACCAGGCGUUGGCGUCGCCAAUAGAGGCGACUCGAUCCUGA
Molecule: messenger RNA, 588 nt
Organism: Phytophthora infestans T30-4
Lineage: Eukaryota; Oomycota; Peronosporomycetes; Peronosporales; Peronosporaceae
Product: MtN3-like protein
Exons: 1
Coding region: 1-588 (195 amino acids)
Biological process (GO): carbohydrate transport
Cellular component (GO): membrane
Molecular function (GO): sugar transmembrane transporter activity
Source: RefSeq, a predicted model, not a curated record